Oryzias latipes (Japanese medaka) is the source of this 1975-nucleotide messenger RNA. It is a transcript of the gene agpat9l, whose product is annotated as 1-acylglycerol-3-phosphate O-acyltransferase 9, like. The record is from RefSeq and is a predicted model, not a curated record. Lineage: Eukaryota; Metazoa; Chordata; Actinopteri; Beloniformes; Adrianichthyidae. Gene Ontology annotation, cellular component: endoplasmic reticulum. Gene Ontology annotation, molecular function: glycerol-3-phosphate O-acyltransferase activity. Gene Ontology annotation, biological process: triglyceride biosynthetic process.
CGCUGGUUUUAGAGAAGUCAUUUUAGACAAGAAGCAGAAUGAAAGCACUUAGGAGUUAAUGUGAAGUUCAGCAGAACUUUGUCUCAGUUUGUUGACUUGUGUUCUUCCUGCUGGGUCAGUCAGUGUGUGAAAAGUUAGGAGCUUUUGAAACAUGGACCCUGAUUGAAUCAGCUGAUCUAUCCAUUUCUGAGCCGGGGGGGCUUGUGAAGCCGCAGAGAAUCAGGUUGGAGAUGGAGGACUUCUGGGCUGGGGUCCUUUGGGCUCUGAGGAUUUGGCUGUACCUCAUCGUGUGCCUCAUCAUGAUCCCAGCCAUGUUCGGGUUCUCUUUGGGCAUCUCAGAGACCUACAUGACUUUUCUUGUCAAAACAUUGGAGUGGGCCACUUUGAAGAUACAAAAGGCACACGCCGACGAGCAAGAACUUAAAGCUUUAGCUAGCAAUGGUCUUAUCAAAAGAGAAAAUGGUUCCAUGGAAAAAGAGUUGGGGGAACUUCGACGCUCCAGACCCAAACCCCCGGUGGGAGGGGACUUCACACUCAGCGACUCCUUCUAUUUCACACGGCGUGGGAUUGAGAGCAUCGUAGAGGAUGAGGUGACGCAGCGGUUCAGCUCUGAAGAACUGGUAUCCUGGAACUUACUGACCCGCACCAACAAUGAUUUCCAGUACAUAAGUCUGAGGCUGACGCUGGUCUAUGGCCUCGGUAUCUUCGUGAGAUACUGCAUUCUUGCACCGCUUAGGAUAACUUUGGCUUGCAUAGGUCUUACCUGGUUGGUUAUUGGAACGUCAGCAGUCGGAUUACUUCCUGACUGGAGGAUAAAGUCUUGGAUCAGUGAGUGGGUCCACGUCAUGUGCUACAGAAUCUGUGCUCGAGGACUUUCUGCCACCAUCCACUAUCAUAACAGAGAGAACAAACCUAAAAAAGGAGGGAUCUGUGUUGCCAAUCACACCAGUCCCAUCGACAUAGUCAUACUUUGCAACGAUGGUUGUUAUGCAAUGGUAGGUCAGGUCCACGGAGGCCUGAUGGGGGUUGUUCAGAGAGCUAUGGUCAGGUCUUGUCCUCAUGUCUGGUUUGAGAGAGCAGAGAUGAAAGAUCGCCAUCUAGUGACCAAAAGGCUAAGAGAUCAUGUGAACGACAAGAAAAAGCUUCCCAUAUUGAUUUUCCCAGAAGGAACCUGCAUCAACAACACAUCUGUCAUGAUGUUUAAAAAGGGAAGUUUUGAGAUUGGAGGAACAAUAUAUCCUGUAGCCAUUAAGUAUGAUCCAAAAUUUGGAGAUGCUUUCUGGAACAGCUCCAAGUACAGCAUGGUGAGCUACCUGUUGAGGAUGAUGACCAGCUGGGCCCUCGUCUGCAAUGUCUGGUACCUGCCCCCCAUGCACCAGAAGGAGGGAGAAGAUGCAGUCCAGUUUGCAAACAGAGUGAAAUCUGCUAUCGCUCAUCGGGGAGGGCUGGUGGAUCUGCAGUGGGAUGGAGGGCUGAAGAGGGCAAAGGUGAAGGAGUCCUUUAAAGAGCAGGAGCAGAAGAAGUACAGCAGCAUGGUGGUGGGAGAGGACAGCCACAGCGACUGAGCUCCUACGCCUUCUUCUACCAGAGAAUAGAAGGAGCAGAGGGGGGCUCUCCACCCCAGCUUCACUCUCAUCGGCAGGGAAUGCUGAAAGGCCACAGGACUUUGACAAACACUGAAAACUACCAGCUGGAAGGAGAAGAGUCUCAGUGAUUAACACUUGUGCAAUACUUGACACUGUUAAAGCAGGGAUAAGGAACGUUUUUAUUGCUGCUUGAUAUGGCUGCUGUUUGAUUAUUAAUGUUGGGAAUUUUCCGUUGACAACAGAUGUUUAAAGAACAAACUGCUUAAAUGAACCAAGGCUUGUAAUUUUUUUUCUGUCUCAAAAAUGAAAAUUUGAAAGAUUUUAGAUUGAAAGCAAAAAUAUUCCUGGAGCAAUUAAUGUUUAUAUGCAUUAAAAACCACCAACGGUUA